Molecule: messenger RNA, 2046 nt
Organism: Chenopodium quinoa (quinoa)
Lineage: Eukaryota; Viridiplantae; Streptophyta; Magnoliopsida; Caryophyllales; Amaranthaceae
Product: 3-ketoacyl-CoA synthase 19-like
Exons: 1
Coding region: 413-1780 (455 amino acids)
Biological process (GO): fatty acid biosynthetic process
Cellular component (GO): membrane
Molecular function (GO): acyltransferase activity, transferring groups other than amino-acyl groups
Source: RefSeq, a predicted model, not a curated record
UACAAAGUGGCCCACUGACUUUACCCUGUAUAAAUCUUAUGAAGAACAAAGAAUUGUUGAAAAACUUUUACUUGUAUUUUUUACUGCUUAAAAAGAGAGCAUAAAAAAAUAAACAGCCUGGACCAGUAAAAAUAAAAAUAAGGGUGAUUGUAGGUUGUAGUUGUUAUUAAUGCUUCCAUAAUCUUUUAUGAGUCAAGCCCAUGUCCUGAGUGAUUGAGAGAGAUACAGACAGAUUGAAAGGGAUAGGAAAGACACUAAAAGUUUACCUAAACAAGAUGAUAUGUUUUUUAUGCUCACAAAUUCUUAUAAAGAGGCACUUAAAGGAACAACUUUCCUUACAAAAUAAUAUAUCAAAAAAACACCAGUAAAUUUUUUUUUUUUCCACUUAAUUUCUCUCUAUUUGUUUCCUCUCAUGGAGCUUCUCACAGCACUCUAUCUAUUUCCCUUCUUGUACAUCGCUUACCUUCUAUGUAAGCGGGUAAUUAAUAAGAGGGAUCAAUGCUGCUACAUGCUUCACUAUGAGUGCUUCAAGCCUCCAGAAGAUAGGAAGCUAAGCACUGAAAAGUGUGCCAGCAUUGUAUUCCGAAACAAGAGACUUCGUAUAGAGGAAUUUAGGUACCUCUUGAAAACUAUAGUGAGUUCUGGCAUUGGAGAGUCAACUUACUGUCCUAAAAAUGUCAUUGAAGGCAGAGAAGCAAGUCCUACUCUUAAUGAUGCCCUGGAAGAGAUGGAUGAAAUCAUCUUCGCAACACUUGAUAAGCUAUUCGAUAGGUCAGGGAUAUCCCCAACAGAUGUUGAUAUCCUUAUCGUCAAUGUCUCCUUGCUAGCAACAGUUCCUUCUCUCACAUCCCGGGUUGUUAACCGUUAUAAAAUGCGGCACGACAUUAAGACAUUUAACGUCACUGGGAUGGGUUGUAGUGCAAGCCUCAUUGCCAUUGAUAUUGUCCAGCAACUUUUUAAAGUAUACAAGAAUGUGAACGCUAUUGUCGUUAGCAGUGAAUCUAUGGGAACACACUGGUACACGGGCAGAGACCGGUCCUUCAUGCUCUCCAACUGUCUGUUCCGCACAGGGGGUUGCUCAAUGCUCUUCUCAAACAACAGACAUUUGAAACAUCGGGCUAUUAUCAAGCUCAACUACUUGUUGAGAACCCACCUUGGAGCUGAUGAUGAGGCCUACAAUUGUUGCUUCCAAAAAGAAGAUGAUGAGGGGUACCCUGGAUUUUGUCUCACCAGGCAUCUCCCAAAGGCAGCUGCUCAAGCCUUUACUGAGAAUCUUAAGGUGCUGGUGCCUAGGAUUUUACCGUUACGGGAGCUGAUCCGAUAUCUACUUAUAUCUAGUAGUUGGACAAAGGGUGACCUUGAAAAAGUUGGACAAGGAUUAAAUUUCAAGGCUGGUAUUCAACACUUCUGCAUACAUCCAGGUGGCAGGGCUGUUAUUGAUGGUACAGGAAAAGGCUUGCAGCUCAGUGAUUACGAUUUGGAACCCGCUAGGAUGGCACUUCACAGAUGGGGGAAUACCUCAGCUGCUGGCUUCUGGUAUGUUUUGGGUUACAUGGAGGCUAAAAAGAGACUCAAGAAAGGGGAUAAGAUUCUCAUGAUUAGCUUUGGGGCAGGAUUCAAGUGCAAUAAUUGUUUGUGGGAGGUGAUGCAAGAUUUAAAAGAUAGGAAUGCUUGGGAUGACUGCAUAGAUGAAUACCCAGUGAAAACCAUAGUAAAUCCUUUUAUGGAAAGGUACAACUGGAUCAAUGACGAAACAUUGAGCUUUGUUAGACUGGACUAGAGAGGCAAGAACACCACCAAUACUGUUAGCAUAUUGUUUUUCAUGUAUGUUGUUCUUAAUCUUGAACUUUAUUUGUGUUUUCUUUUUAUUAUAAAAGUUUAGGUUUCCAGCAUAAUUGCUGAUUAUAGGGCCAUAUUAUUCUGGUUAUAGGUCCAUGUAAUUCUUACACCAAUCUGAUUGAUCUAAAAUCUCCCCACAAAAAAGAAACGAGAGAAUAAUGUUAUUUACUUAUUUUCUUGGUUUUAUAAUUAGAGUGAGUACCUCAA